Messenger RNA from Alternaria ethzedia, 198 nucleotides. RefSeq lists its product as uncharacterized. The coding region runs from base 1 to 198 and encodes 65 amino acids. The transcript is spliced from 2 exons. NCBI's taxonomy places the organism in Eukaryota, Fungi, Ascomycota, Dothideomycetes, Pleosporales, Pleosporaceae. The record is from RefSeq and is a predicted model, not a curated record.
AUGCUUGCGCUGCGGAAGCUGCUGGUCCCAGUUGAUGAGCAGGGGCAUGGAGAGCUACGGCAGCUCUUCUACUUGACGUGUUUCCAGUUCGGUAUUCGGGCUGACGAGAAUGUCUUUGAUACUCUCAAAGCAUACAUCAUCAAGGUCGACGCAGGCGCUUUCCAGAGCGCUUUCGACUUUGCCGCGCAGUUCAUCUGA